GGUCUAUGUCCACAAGAGGUGAUGUGAUGAGUAUUCUGCAGCGAUUAAGGAAUGUUAUUGAGACUAAUGUUGGAAUCAUGUUCUACGAGAAGCUUUGUGAAAUGGAAAUUGUCGCAUUUCAGACAAAGUACGGAAAGGAUUUUAAAGGCUAUAAGGACCUUCUGGACCAAGUUUCGUACCUCUUCACCAAUUCAAAUCCUUAUCUUGAUUAUCCGCAUCCGAACAUUCAUAAAGUAGUUGACAUUGGAGGGAUCGCUGUGACGUUGGAUGCUGCGAAGAACAAGCUUCCUCAGCACCUAGAUGAAAUCCUAAACAUUCGGCAGCUAAAUGUAAUAGUUUCAUUUGGAUCAGUUGUAAAAUCCUGUUAUAUGCCCGAAGAUUACAAGCAGUCGCUGCUAAAAGUGUUUGAAUCAAUGCCAAAUACUACCUUCAUCUGGAAAUACGAGCUGAAGGAGCAACAGUUUACGACAAACCUUCCC
Molecule: messenger RNA, 479 nt
Organism: Strongylus vulgaris
Lineage: Eukaryota; Metazoa; Nematoda; Chromadorea; Rhabditida; Strongylidae
Source: the annotation of a GenBank genome assembly